Molecule: messenger RNA, 1312 nt
Organism: Athalia rosae (coleseed sawfly)
Lineage: Eukaryota; Metazoa; Arthropoda; Insecta; Hymenoptera; Athaliidae
Product: alpha-tocopherol transfer protein-like
Exons: 5
Coding region: 310-1194 (294 amino acids)
Cellular component (GO): membrane
Molecular function (GO): phosphatidylinositol bisphosphate binding
Source: RefSeq, a predicted model, not a curated record
AGUUACUCGUACAUCUCAACCAUCAUAUCCCUGCAGUGGUCACUCCGUCGUAACUGCAGCUCGAGUAAUAUCACGUACUGUCCAGUUAUCAAGCUGCCGGUGCAGUUUACUCGACUCUUUUUCACCAUCGUCAAGUUGACUACCAUCGAAAACGUGUUUGUGCAAGGAUUCGGAGACCUGACCAUAGUGACGGUGAAGCCAGGCGCGAUCUCAGUCUGUAUAAGUUGCUUAUACUCUCCCUUUCGUCGAGAAAAGCCACUGUCAUCGGUAACGUAUCGGAGCAGAGGUCAUUACAAUUUCGUCGUAACCAUGCGUUUGGGACACACCAUAGAAGAUUCCCGUGCCAAAUACCCAGAACUUACCGAUGAAAUUUUGGAGGAUUUGAAGAAAUGGACUAACGCCAAAGGAAUAACGGAUGUCCCAGUGGAACAGUUGGCUCUAUUCAGUCAUAGCUGUUACUUCGACAGAGAAGCUACCCUUCGUUGCAUGAGUGUUUACUACAGAAUGAGAGCUACUGUGCCAGAGUUUUUUUCGAAUAGGGAUCCAAAAAUGGAAUAUUUGCAGCACUCGUUGCGUGCAUUGCAAUUCACGGCGCUUCCGGUACCUGAUCCAAAUGGAUAUAGAAUAAUUUUUCAUCGUUUGGCGGAUACACGACCCAAUCAGUACAUGUUUAAUGACGGUAUUAAACUUCUCGGAAUGACCACUGAUGCCAGUCUCUACUCGGAAGGCUGUUCACCGGGAUAUAUAUUUCUGUUUGACAUGAGGGGUGUAAAACUUGGACACCUUACGAGGCUUUCCAUUUCCAGUAUACGAAAGUUUUUCGAAUAUUUACAAGAGGGACUUCCAGUUAGAUUGAAAGGAAUUCAUGUGCUGAACGCUGUCUGGUUUAUGGAUAAAAUUCUUUCUUUAGUGAGGCCGUUCAUGAAGCGUGAAUUAUUUGAUAUGCUGCACCUUUACAGCGGAGAUAUUUCAGAGGUAUACGAACGCAUUCCACAAAAAUGCCUUCCGCAGGACUUUGGAGGGGACUUGGACACGCUAGAAAAUCUUCAUGAGGCUCAUUCUUUAAAACUAAUCGAACUCAGAAAUUAUUUUCUUGAAGAGGAAAGGUUGUUCCGUGGAGGGUGCAGCGGUGACUCGAAAAUAUCAUUUCCAAAAUCGCAAGAAGAUGACGCGAUUCCAAGCCCAAAUACCUGACUUUCCAUCAAUGAGAUAGAUAUUACUUGUAUUAAAAUACGUGCUUUUUCUACGGGCACCAUAGAAAAUAUUGUACCGGUUCUCAACUAUGCCAAUUACAUUCUUUCCAAUCCGGAAA